CGGCCCGGCCGCCUCCUCCGCCCCCUCCCCGUCCCCGUCCCUCUCCCUUCCCACCCGGCCCCGCUGCCAGGGGCGAAGCCGCCCGCCGGGCCCCGCGGCUUUUUUUCUUGGAUUUUAUUACUGGAAAACUCUCUAAUGACAACAUUGCUUAGGAGCUGAGUGUCGUGACCUGCCCUGCUCCUGCCCGCUUGGUGUGGCAACGACCUGAAGGACAUCUUGGAGCCACCUGUACUGCUUCAUGCAGUUAAAUGUUCUGAGGUCAUGAAACUUAAUCCACAGCAAGCCCCGUUAUAUGGUGACUCUGUUAUUACAGUGCAGCUGACUGAGGAAGAUAAAGUUGAAGAUGAUGUAGUUUUUUAUUUGGUCUUCACUGGAUCAACUGUCCAACACUGCACAAGCACAAGAAAGAUUAAUCCUGGGAGUCUGGAGACAAUUUCUCCUGGCCAUGACUGUUGUGAGACAGUGAAGGUGGCACUUUGUGCCUCCAGAGAAGGUCACCCUGUUCUGGUUGUGGCAGAAGAGAGUUUCCAGUUUGUCCAGGAUGAAGCCUACGAUGCCGCCCAGUUUCUGGCCACCUGUGCUGGCAACCAGCAGGCGCUGAACUUCACGCGGUUCUUGGACCGGUCAAGACCCCCUGCUGCAGACGUGGACUUUCUGGAUGAGAAAGUGGCUUUGGCGUUUCGACACCUGAAGCUUCCAGCAGAAUGGAACGUGCUGGGAGCAGACCAGUCCCUGACCGAGAACAUCCCUCGGGAGACACUGAUGCAUUUUGCGGUGAGGCUGGGUCUGCUGCGGCUGACGUGGUUUCUGCUCCAGCAGCCGGGAGGAAGAGGAGCUCUGAGCAUCCACAACAACGAAGGGGCAACGCCCGUCAGCUUGGCCUUGGAGAGGGGCUACCAGAAGCUGCACCAGCUUUUGACAGAGGAGGAGGCCAGGGAGCCGGACUCCUGGAGCACCUUGUCUCACACGGUGCACUCGGGGGACUACAGCGUGAAGCACCACCGCGGGCUCAACGUGUACCUGCUGACCGCUGAGGCCAAGGAAGGGGUGGCGUCCAGCUGGGAGAGGGACAUACAGCACCUGCAGAUGCACAUGCAGAGCCACCAGCACAAGAGUUCCAGGCAGCAGACAGAGCCAGUACUGGGGGAUUCUGGAGACAGUUGUGCUAAAGGAGCAGAGCCAGAUCAUUGCCUGACCACUACCUCUCAGAGCCUUGAAGAAAUGGCAAGAGAAGAAAGGCAUGAAAAUCCAUCUGAUCUGGGUCACCUGGACUUUGGACAGCUCUCAGACCAAACCCAACAGGAGGAGAAAUGCAACAGCAGGAGAUUGGGAACUUUUAAUGAUGCACCCAAUAACUUGGUUAGCCUGGGGGAUGGAAACAGCCCAGAGUCAUUCUAUGAAAGUAAAAACACAGAGAUAUUGUGUAAAAAGGAAGAGGUGGGGCCAACCUCUGCUGAAGACUCUGGGACUGUAUCAGAUGAGAAGGAAUGCACUGUGAGCCCGUGUGCAAGUGUAAACGGUGCUGUAAAUCUUCCAUCCUCUGGAAAUACAAAUGAGGCAGCUGGAAUGACAUCUGCUGGAGUUGUUCUGGAUCAAGCUGGUUUGGGCAGUACAGAUACUGCCCAUCAGGAAGUGCAAGGUGCAGCUGGCAGUGCUGCUGCUGUGGUUGCAGCUGCAGGUGAAGCCCCAGCUUCCUCGGAGGGCCUGGAUGUGGUUAUGGGCCAGGCUGAAUGCAGGAACUGUGCCAGGGCCACUGAGAGGGCUGCGGGCCAGCAGCAGGGAGAGGAUGGGAUGGCAGAGGCGGGCGAGAGGACUGCAAACCUGGAAGAGGAAUCUCCAGCUAAGGAGGAGUCAGCCAGUGCUGCUCAGCCCUUACUCAGUGGUGUUAAUGGCACUGAGUGUUCGAAUGGGGAGGAUGCAAACAUGGGAGUGGCACCGGCCUGGGAUGGUACAAAUGCAGAUGGUGGCACUGGCGAUGUCUCUGUUGACCUUUGCAAGAGUGGCGAUAACAAAGAGACUGGAUCAUGCACUGCUCAGGUAAACGGUGACUUCGUGGAAAGCCAAGGCAAUGCCUGUGUCACAGCAAGGCAGGAUGUCACUGCGAGCGCUGGGGAAGCACUACCAGCAGUGAAUGGAGUGAAGGUUCCUGCCUGUGCAUCAAAACCUGAUCCUGGUUCAGAGAUCCAUGGCAGCAGUAAGAGUGGGGAGCGAGAAAGGCAGAUGGAAGCAGGUUGCAUGGAUGGAAAAUCCAGCUUGCCCUCACUGGAAGGCAGUGUGGAAACUGAUGGCCCUGAUGCUGAACCUGAAAACAAUGAUGUUGGUGGAUCUAAUGGAAGCGGUGCAGAACCUGAGCAUUGCCAGGAGAGCAGUGAGAUCACUGACCAUGGGGCUGAAGCAAUGGAGAACAGUGAAAAGGAGCCAGUAGGAACUGAUACCAGCAGCCCCAGAGAUGGAGGAAGUGUAAAUUCUGCAGGUCAGGAAGUUGAUGGCUGUCGCCUUUCUGCUGCUCAGACUGGCAUUAAAGAUGAAAUGGGCAACAGCUUCAAACCAGUCACUGCUCAGGAGAGCGAAUGUGAGCCUACAUCGCUCCCUCCAGAGGACUUGAGCACAGGCCUGGCAGAGAAGGAGCCUGCCCAGACCGAAGCAGAGAUAGCAGAAAGUGCUUCAGAGCAGGAGGGGCUGAACAAUGAGGUGAAAUCGCCGGCUCCCCUGCCCAGAGGAGAGGGACCGGCUGUGAGUCAGGAGGGAGAUGCUGCAGUGGCACCUCCUGGGCAGGAGGCAGCUCUACAAGGUAAUGACCCUGGAUUAGUGCCAUGUGCCAAUGGUGCAGACUGUGCCAAGGAUAAUUUAAUGGGCACACCCUCUGCAAUUCAUAAUGAGGACUCUAAACAAAACCAGGAAGCAGUGGUGGCGGGGGCAGACUCAGCAGAGCUCUCCUGGCAGCACGGCGGGGAGCAUGGCGGGGUAGCUGCCGGCAGGCCCGGGAACUGUGCUGGGGAUGAGAGCUCCCUGGAGCAGGGCCUCUCUCAGGCUGAAGGAGGCAAAGCUGAGCCUGAGUGGGAGGCUCAUGCGAAUGGCAAGGAGCAGGUUUUGUCAGAGGAACUUCCUACUGCUCUUGUGAAAUCGUCUGCCUGCAGUCUUGGGGGGCCUGUGGUGGGCAGCAGCAAUGUGGAUGCUGGGCUAAAAGAAAAACCUGAAGAAGCGCAGAAGGCCGGAGCAGUGGCCGCAGGAGAAGGCACCAUGCAUGGACCUGCAUCAGCAGAUGAGUCACUGGGUGCGGAGAGUGACCCCUGUCUGAAUGCGAGGCUGAACCAAGAACAUGAUCCCAGUCAGACCCUACAACGGAUCUCCCUGCACAGCAGCACCUCUGAGUUAAAGGACACCUCAGAAAUGGGAGCCCCGAGUGAUGCCUGUGAGGGUAAGGAAGUACUGAGGCCGGUGACAAUGACCCCUGUUGCAGCAUAUCCGGAGGAGCAGGAGGAUACGGACAGCGUGCUUCCCCGGGCAGCACUCCAGCCCAUCGCAGAGGAGCCCACGUGUGACAGCGACUCCAGCACCGACACUGUUUGUCCGGCCGGCGACAGUGAUGCUGGUCCUGUUGGGAAAGCAGCUCAAGGGGAUGAACAUGAUGGAAAGCAAAGCCGAGCUGUACCUGAAUUGCCCGUCUCACCAUGUUCCUGCCAUUUACCUGCUGUUGAGUCACUGGAAAAUGUGGGAGUAAAGAGUUUGGUAUCGGCAGACGAUGGCUCCUCUCUGGAUAAAGUUCCUAAAAUGGUAAAAAGUUUCGAUGCGGUGGUUUUUGCAGCAGAGAUACCUCGUUCCUCUGAAUUACCAGCCCCAGAAAAAGGGGAGCUUGAGCCCCAGGCUGCAGUGGAUGUUGGAGUCAGCCUUAAUGGAGAAAUGGAUUUAAGUUCCUCAACAAAGAAGAAGAAUGUCAGCCUGGCAGUGCAAGGAGCUGAGCCUGUUACAGGGAAGCUGGAAAUGAAAACUGAGGACGAGGUGGAUUUUCUGAAAGACGGCACCGAGAGUGCAGCCCGCGAGGAAGUGAUAAACCGCGAAAGCUGGUGUUCGCUGGAGCCAUGUCCCGAUCCCUCCCUGCUGGAGCGCAAGCGGACACGGGAGUCUCCAGAAUGUGAGAACUUCCUGGAGGAUGGGCUGAGUGGUGUCUGUGCCUCGUCACAGGGUGGUCUUAAGAGAGAGUCUGGGAGCGAGUCUGACCUCUUCCCCUUGUCUGGUGAUGGGAUGGAAGACCUUGUCUUUGGAAAGCAGCCUGAAGAGGAGCAGUCUGCAUGUGAUGUCACCAGCUCCAGUUCCUCUGCAGAUGACACCAUGUCCCUGGAGAGGAACUCAUCCCUGGGCAGCGACACAUCCCUUCCCUUCCCACCGACUGUGAACUUUGCCCAGCCCAAGGACAGGCACAGCCUGGAUGGCAGCUGCACCAACAUGGUGGCCUCUGAGGGAGGAGAGAAGGAAGAGGAGCUGGACAGUAUCACAGAUGUGCCCACCCAUUCCUCUGUCUUACGCAACUCCAUGCGACCACUGUCUCCUUUCCGUCGGCACAGCUGGGGGCCGGGGAAGAAUGCCACCAAUGAAGCAGAAAUAAACCAGAGGAGUUCAAUGCGAGUUCUGGGGGAUGGUAUAAAGAAGCCUCCCAUUCAUAGGAGAAGUUUGAGCUGGUGUCCCUCAGGCGUACAGUACCUUGCCAUGGGUCCUGACUUUACUUGUAGAAGUUACAGCCUAGAAGGCCUUGCUGGAGACUCUGGUGAGAACAAGAAGCCCUCUACAAACUUGGAGGGUUCUUCCCUGAGCUCCAAAGACCUCAGGCGGAGUCCACUUGCCAGCAAUCAGUGUGGGUCCCUGGUCCUGCUCACUGAAGAGCAAGGAGAAAUCAGAGACUAUGGUCACCAGGCGCGUCAGACAUCGCAGCCACAAGGAUUUAAUUUCUGUUCUUCUGCUGCUUCAUCUCCGCUGACCAAAUCCAUGUCUCUAAUGUCAAUUAGCAAGCCAGUGCUCGACAGUACGCAGUCGUUCGGCGGCUCCACGGGCUCCUCAGUUCAGAGCAUAUCUGAAGAGAGCAGCAGUGUCCCCGCUGGCAAAGGUGUAACGAAAGUCAGUCGCACUUUCAGCUACCUCAGGAAUAAAAUGUCCAGCAGCAAGAAGAGCAAAGAAAAGGAGAAAGAUAAAGAGAAGACUAAAGAGAAGGACAAAGAUUCCAAGGAGAAGGAAAAAGAUAAGAAGAUGUCAAAUGGACAUGUCUUCACUGCAACCUCCGUUGUAGCCCAAGCAACCUGUUACCACUGUAUGAAGCCUUUCAAUAAGGAUUCGUACUACUGUGCAAACUGCAAUGCAAUUGUUCACAAAGGCUGUAAGGAGAGUUUUGCUUCUUGUGCAAAGGUCAAAAUGAAGCCACAGAGAGGGAUGCUGCAGGCACAUGAUACCUCUUCGUUACCCACAGUAACCAUGAGAAACAAAAGCUCGCAGCCCAAGGAGCGCCCUCGCUCUGCAAUCCUUGCUCCUGACGAAAGCACUGUCACCUCAAUGUUCAACAACAGGAGAUCAUCACAGCAGCCUACAGCACUUUCUAAAAGUGUCUCGAUACAGAACAUUGCAGGCAGAGUUGGGAACGAUGACAGCUUAAUACACACUUGGAAAUUCCUGUCGCAGUCAACAGACUCCUUACAUAAAAUCAGCCGGGUGAAUGAAUCCAUGGAGUCACUGGUUGAUGAAGGAGCGGACAUGAAUGAAGGACAGCUCAUGGGAGAACUGGAAUUAGAUUCCAAGCAGCUGGAGGCAGAGUCCUGGAGCCAAGUAGUGGACAGCAAGUUCCUACAGCAGCAAAACAAAGAUGUUGUCAAACGGCAAGAUGUCAUUUACGAGCUAAUGCAGACAGAAAUGCAUCACGUCCGCACCCUGAAGAUCAUGAACGAUGUGUACAGCGCAGCGAUGUUGAAGGAGCUGCAGUAUGAUCAACAAGUCAUUGACAAGAUCUUUCCCUGCCUGGAAAACUUGCUGCAAAUCCACAGUAACUUUUUCCAGCGGAUUCUGGAAAGGAAGAAGGAGUCAUUGGCAGACAAAAGUGAAAAGAACUUUGUUAUCAGGAGGAUAGGUGACAUCCUAGUGAGUCAAUUCUCUGGUGACAGCGCCGAGCGAAUGAAGAAAACCUACGGCAAAUUCUGCGGGCAUCACAACGAGGCAGUCAAUUACUUCAAAGAUCUGUACUCCAAGGACAAGCGGUUUCAGGCGUUUGUCAAGAAAAAAAUGAGCAGCUCCCUGGUGAGGCGUCUUGGGAUUCCUGAAUGUAUCCUGUUGGUAACGCAGAGAAUCACGAAGUACCCUGUCCUUUUACAAAGGAUACUGCAGUACACCAAAGAAAACGAAGUGGAACAUGAAGACUUGACUCAGUCAUUAAACCUCGUUAAAGAUGUGAUUGCUGCAGUCAACAGCAAAGUCAGCAACUAUGAGAAGAAAAUGCGUCUUGGUGAGAUUUACAACCGGACGGACAGCAAGUCCAUCAUGAGGAUGAAGAGUGGCCAGAUGUUUGCAAGAGAGGACUUGAGGCAUCGGAAACUCAUCCGAGAUGGGCCUGUUUCACUAAGAAGUGCAGCUGGAAGGCUAAAAGAAGUCCAGGCUGUUCUCCUCUCUGACAUGCUCGUGUUCCUUCAGGAGAAGGACCAGAAGUAUGUGUUUGCCUCACUGGACCAGAAAUCCACUGUGAUCUCUCUGAAGAAGUUGAUAGUACGGGAAGUGGCUCAUGAAGAGAAGGGUUUGUUCCUGAUCAGCAUGGGUGGAAAAGAUCCCGAAAUGGUGGAAGUCCAUGCCAGCUCCAAAGAAGAACGUAACGGCUGGAUACAGAUAAUUCAGGACACAAUGAACACCAUGGAUAGAGAUGAAGACGAAGGAGUCCCUUGUGAGUCUGAGUUCGAAAAGAAAUUGUCUGAUGCAAAAGUGAGAGGACUGAAAGAACAACUUCAGCAGAAGGAUAAGCAGAUCCUGCUCUUGCUGGAGGAGAAGACGAAGAUCUUCCGGGACAUGGCAGACAGUUCUGUGCAGGAGGAGAUGCCAGGGUCCAGGCUGCUCUUCAGAGCCAACACAGAAGAGGCUCCAAAAGGAGAGGCCAUUAUGAAAACAGCAAUAAAUGAAGUCGAACUGCUGCAAGAUCUGGUGAACAGGAGCCUGGGCACUGCCCUCGGACAGCAGGUCAGCAGCACUGCCAUGGAACAGGAAGGAGGAGUUGGCCCCGUCUCUCUUCCUAGAAGGGCAGAAACUUUUGGAGGAUUUGACAGUCAUCAGAUGAACGCUUCCAAGGCAAAGCAGAAGGGAGGUGUUUCCUCCUGCAAAGAGGUGGAAGGUCCCAGGACGUGGCGCAGGAGAGAAGGUGGAGCGAAAGAUGAAGGCGAUGACACUCAGGACCUUCGAAGAACAGAAUCAGACAGCAUUUUAAAGAAGGGUGGAAAUGCUAAUCUGAUGUUCAUGUUGAAAAGGAAUAACGAGCAGGUCCUCCAAACCAUUACCAGCCUCCAUAAGUUGCUCAGUGCUUUGCAGGGCGUCGUGCUGCAGCAGGACACCUACAUUGAGGACCAGAAGCUGGCUCUGAGUGAGAGGGCUCUGACCCGAAGCUUCUUCCGGCCGACCUCGCUGCUGGAGCAGGAGAAGCAGCGCAACCUGGAGAAGCAGCGCCAGGAGUUGGCCAACCUGAAGAAGCAGCAGACACAGCACCAGGAGGAGAGGCGGAGGAGAGAGAAGGAAUGGGAAGUCCGGGAGAAGGAACUGGCAGAGCAGGAGGCCCAACUGGCCCAGCGCGAGGAGCAGGUCCAGAGAAGGUGGCAGGAGCUGGAGCGGGAACGAGAGGAGCUGCAGAUGAAGAAGGCUGCCUACCAGCUCGACCUGGAGAGGCUUCGCACGGCGCAGAAGCAGCUGGAGAGGGAGAAGGUGCAGCUCAAGCAGGAUAUGGAGCGAUUAUCUCAAAUGCGGCAGGAGCCUGACCACAACCAGGUUUCAAUCUACAUGAGAACUUGCAAGAGUCUCCUCCCAGUCCAGCAUCGAUGAAUCCUCCAAGCAGCAGAAGAGCCCUUCCCUUCCUAAACACAAGGGCACUUUGAUGCAGAACUGUCUGUCUCCCCCAAAAGGAACAGUCUUUCAGGACCACAAAGAGAAAAGCACUUUCCAUUGCUUAGCACAACAACCAGACUAACAAGGCAGCUGAGGAACAGACUCAGAUGCCUACUCGCCUCUUCAGUUUAGCCAAACCAAAGGAGAAGAAGGAAAAGAAGAAAAAGGCAGAGGACAUCGCUCCCAACAGUCUGAUUCUCACUCGUCAGAAGCACCUCCAGAGGGUGAGGAAUUCUUCUGCUGAGCACAGACUGCUCCUGUGGCCACUCGUGGCAAUUGGCACCGUGGACAUCUCCCUGCCUGUUACAGCAGCAGGUGGCUGGUGCCUGCGCUGGACAGCAUCUGGAGGUUUUAAAUAAAAUGUGUUAUGAAGUCUGUUUAGUGGUGGAUAAGGGCCUCUCUCCUGUGGUUUUGUGUGAAUUCUCACCACAGAGGCUGAACUGCACAGCAAAUAGUGCUAUCUCUCUGUGCAAACCUUGGGUUAAAUGAAUCGGGAUAGACAUUUUCGGUCUCUUCUUACUGCUAACAUAGCCUUAAGGGGUCUGUGCCUUCAAAUUCGCCUUUUCUGGGGAACAUAACCAAAACCAAGCAUUUAGCAAAAGAUUAGGACUCUGCGAAUGGUGCGUACACACUGGCAUAUAUAGAUAUACUGUAUAUAUACAUAUAUGUAUCUAUGUGUCCACUGGGAUGUGCUUACAGCCAAGGUUGGCCCAUGGGGAUAGAUGAUACCUGAUGACUUUCAGGGAGUGUGUAGAUAUUAAAUAUCUUGCCCUUACUACUCCGAUUGUAAUGCCAGUGACCCGCAUGCCCCUUUGGUGUUCAUGGUUUCAGAAGGGUACCUUACAUCGGGAAGCAGUAAAAAACAACAACUCAGAGGAAAAAAAAAAAACCCACAAAAUUUAAAGUCAUUCUGAAAGAUUUCCAUGGGGCAGAGGAUUCAAAUGUCAAAUUGUUUCCAGAGCCAAGUAGAACAUCUUUAUGUAUAUUUAAAAUGGUGCAGAAAAGAGAAAUUUGGUAGGCUGGUAGGGCAAUCCCAGGGAGCCAGAACAGACCAUGUUCAAGUGGGAACAACUCUAAGCAACAUUUUACACAAUGAUCACUUUGAGCUCCAUCUCAUUCCUUCCUGAAGCAAAGAUUAUCUUUUUUGCUGGAAGAGUUCUCCUGUUGUAUUUGACAUCCCCAUACAAGCCUAAUGACUUCCUGGGGGGAUGGCUAAAAAUCUACUUUUAGAGACCUUUGUUCUGUUAUUUGUAUUUUCUUAGCCCACUUUUGUGUUAACAUUGGGCUUCUGUUUCCCGGAUUUAUGUCAGCUUCCCUUACUCCUUUCUAAGGCAGAAUGAGACAACAGCAGUCUCAGAGCACUUCAGUGAGACAUUAUGGGUCAGGGGCCUGUGUGCUACGAGCAGAGCCAACUCCAGAGAUGGCUCCCAUUCCUAUGGCUGUACAAUACCAUGCACUUAGUAGCCAUUUCUGGGGAGAAAAAUGUUCUCAUGGACAAAACCACUGUGAGACAGUCCAAAGAUCCAGCAUGGCAGGUCACUGUGGGCUCUAGGGUGAAAGUGUCUGUGCGUCCCUGUGUUGUCAUCAGCAGAAGGGGAAGGUCCGAGGGCAGCUCUCCCUGUGCCAACUGAGGUGUUUGUACAGCUGUUGAAUGCAGGGAUGUGUUCAGCAGGGGAGGAGAAAUGCAGAGAGCCACACUGUUCUCCAAAAUUAUUAUUCUUCCAAACCUUCUCAGGAGAACUAACCCAAAUGGAUUUGUAAAUGUUAUAAGACGCCACCAUCUUCAAAACAGCUCAAGGGUUUGCUCAGAGUUUGAAGCUGUCAAGUGUAGUUCCUUUCCUGACUUUUUUUUUCUGUAAAAAUAACAACCAUUUCUCUUCUUGCACUGUUGUUGAUUUCAGUGUUGCUCUCUGGCUUCUGCACGAGCUGGUAACCACAGCAGUUUCCAGAGUUAGUGGCUGUGUGUAUCAGCAGCAUUGAUGUGAGAUGGAUGCUUGGCCUGGGCAGUCUUGUCAGUGCAGGAACCCUCAAGCACCUGCUUGCUUUUGAACUCUCUACACUAUUAAGACUCAAAAAAAAAAGAAAAACAAAAGAGGAAGAAAGGAAAAAAAGUUUGAAAUUAAUUGUAUUUUGAUUUUUUUAAUAUUAUUUGGUGCUUGUUCUUAAUUGCAGCAGGGCUUGCAAAAAUAUUUAUCUUUCUGUUUAUUUGAAAGAGUUCUUUUUUUUAAAAGGAGUUUACUUGGUUUUAUUUUUUUAUUUCUUUUUGCUUUUGUUUGGGGGAUGGUUUGGGGUUUUUCUCUUUCUUCCCCCCCCCCCCUUUUUUUUUGUUGUGGUUUGUUUUGUGUUUCUUACCAAAAGAUUGGUAAACCAAAUAUUCUUAUCUCCCUGGUUCCUACAAAACCAGGGUUUGGGCAGUGCUGCUUUGCAGCUCAUGCCAUGCCCAGAGUUACACAAUUUCAACUGAGAGCUUCUUUAAGGCAGAGCACCUUUGGGCCAAAAGAAGUUUGGAAAAGACGCCGUGACUUCAGACAAGGCUCCUCCUAUCAGUUAGUUGCUUGUUUAAAUAUUUUGGUUAGGUUUUCUCAUACCUUUUGGAGGUAAAGAAAAAUCAAAGCAUGGAAUACCUUGCAGUGAUCUGAGGGUCUGGUCACUUCUCCAGGGAGAUGGAAGGCUCCUCUCCUGACCCAAGGGAAGCUGAAGAAAGAAUGUGCUGGUGGUGUGGUGUUACCUUUUCAUAAUAACCCACCGAUUUUAGAAA
This is a messenger RNA of Chiroxiphia lanceolata (lance-tailed manakin), 10867 nucleotides long. It is a transcript of the gene AKAP13, whose product is annotated as A-kinase anchoring protein 13. Gene Ontology annotation, cellular component: actin cytoskeleton; membrane. The transcript is spliced from 41 exons. Bases 262 to 8046 code for a protein of 2594 amino acids. Gene Ontology annotation, biological process: positive regulation of canonical NF-kappaB signal transduction; regulation of Rho protein signal transduction; adrenergic receptor signaling pathway. Gene Ontology annotation, molecular function: guanyl-nucleotide exchange factor activity; MAP kinase scaffold activity. NCBI's taxonomy places the organism in Eukaryota, Metazoa, Chordata, Aves, Passeriformes, Pipridae. The record is from RefSeq and is a predicted model, not a curated record.